AUGCCCCGGGGUCAGAAGAGUAAGCUCCGUGCUCGUGAGAAACGCCGACGGGCUCGUCGGGCUAGAGAGGCAUCCAGCUCUCCACCAGGUGCUCAGGCCACUGGAGAAUCGGAAAGAGGGGCACCUUCCCCUUCCGCUGCUGCUCGUCCCAAGAGGUCAGCUGCUUUCGAGAAUACCAGAAAUCUCCAGGGGCCUCAGAGAGCCACCACUACUGCUGCAGCUGCUUCACAUACAAGAUCUAAUGAAAGCAUCAACAACCCAAGAGAGGGAAGGCCAAGAUCAUCACAGAAUCCACCUGCCACAAGAAACCCCGUAAGUGAGAGGGUAGUUCUGUUAGUGCAUUACCUGCUGUACAAGUAUCAUUUGAAAGAGCCCAUUACGAAGCAAGAAUUGCUGAGAAAUAUAAUCCAGCCGUACAAGAGCCUCUACCAUGAGAUCGUGAAUAAAGCUGCAGAGCACAUGGAGCUGGUCUUUGGCCUUGACCUGAAGGAGUUGGAUCCCAACAAGCACAUCUAUGUCCUCAUCAACAAGCUGGAACCAUGCUGUGAUGCAAGGGUGAGUGACGACAGACCUAUACCCCUGACUGGCCUGCUGAUGACUGUCUUGGGUGUGAUCUUCAUGAAAGGCAAUUGUGCCACUGAAAUGCAAGUUUGGAAAACAUUGAAUGUAAUGGGGUUAUAUGCGGGGAGGAAGCAUUUUAUUUUUGGAGAUCCCAGGAAAAUCCUCACCAGGGAUAUGGUGAAGGAAAAAUACCUGGAGUACCGGGAAGUGCCCAAUAGUAUUCCUCCACGCUAUGUAUUCCUGUGGGGUCCACGAGCCUAUGCUGAAACAAGCAAGAUGAAAGUCCUUGAGUUUUUAGCCAAGGUCCAUAGGGCUGCCCCUAGUGAUUUCCCAGCCUGGUAUGAAGAGGCUGUGAAAGAGCAGGAAGAGAGAGCAAGAGCCAGAAUUGCAGCCAGAGCUCGAAUUGCAGCCAUGGCCAUGGCGCGUUCCAGGGCCCUAUGCGUUAGGCCCUCCCACCCCUAG
Molecule: messenger RNA, 1023 nt
Organism: Nycticebus coucang (slow loris)
Lineage: Eukaryota; Metazoa; Chordata; Mammalia; Primates; Lorisidae
Product: melanoma-associated antigen B10-like
Exons: 1
Coding region: 1-1023 (340 amino acids)
Biological process (GO): negative regulation of transcription by RNA polymerase II
Cellular component (GO): nucleus
Source: RefSeq, a predicted model, not a curated record